Molecule: messenger RNA, 850 nt
Organism: Harmonia axyridis
Lineage: Eukaryota; Metazoa; Arthropoda; Insecta; Coleoptera; Coccinellidae
Exons: 2
Coding region: 217-564 (115 amino acids)
Source: RefSeq, a predicted model, not a curated record
UUCAACUUCCCAAAUGUCACGCAAAAUUUCACUGAUUUGCCAUCUGGAUGGGAAGCAAGGUUAGACCGAAACGGUAGAGUGUUCUUUGUAGAUCACAACAAUAGGAGAACUACUUAGCAAGAUCCAAGAACGGCGACCUACAGUGUGGAGACAAUAUGGGAGAUUCACUCUGAACGGCACGUAUUCUAUCCAGGUGUUCCUGGCACUAGUGAAAAUAUGAAUCCAGAAAAUAAUGAAGAUGGAGUCAGAAGUGAGGAGAUAGUUUCAAAUGAGCCCACCAGAGAAUUUCCUAUUGACAAAGAAAAAGAACCUAAUAAACCUGAAGAUGAAGAAAUUAUCGAACACGAAACUGCUCCAGAUCAGGAAACAAUUCUAUCUAAAUCAGAACAUGAUGUCGAUUCAUCGAAAGAAGAGGAGAUCCAAAUGCUUUCAGAAUCUUCAGAGGAUACAAAGUCAUUCGAAAACCGCAGAAACACUUUGGCUUUAGGACCCAACCCAAGCCUCAGAAAAGGUCCACAAAAAGGUUUAGCCAAAGGUCCUAACCCUAACUUGAGGUUGAAAUAGGAUGGAUGACAUAGAAGACUUUGCAACAUGAAUAAUUUGUAAUAUAAAAUCAUGUUGUUCUUGGGCAAGCCUAUAAAUUUGAACAUUUGAAUUCAAAUGUAGAUUACCAUGAAAUAUGAACUAAAAAAUAGUAUUCGCACUCAAUUUAAACAAGAAAAAAAUUCAGAGUAAAUUACGAUUACGGUUUUAAAACCUGACCUACAUUAACCUGAACUUUAUAUCGAAAAGUCACGAAUAAUUCCAAUAUAAAACUUCUAUAAUAAAUCCCAACUUUCCAACUUCACAC